CAAUCAGAGGCGGAGAGAUCCUACAAUGCACUUUAAAAGUUCGACUGCAUGAGGCAAGCGGAGAAAGAAUGAGAGACAAACAAGCAGGGUCUACCCAAUUUACCCACUGGAGACAGUACCAGUUUUAUUGUCCUAUUUUCCUCAUUUUUGAAGGUACACUAUAGCAAGCAAGAUGGCCACUUCUUCGAGUGCCAAGUUGAGUAAAGCUGUUAAACAGCAAUAUUUGGAGCUUCCUCAGGGAGACAAGGUUCAAGCUAUGUACAUCUGGAUUGAUGGAACUGGAGAGGGCUUGCGUUGCAAAACCAGAACCCUGGAUUCUGAACCUAAAAGCAUUGAAGAUCUCCCUGAAUGGAAUUUUGAUGGCUCUAGCACUUAUCAGUCUGAAGGCUCCAAUAGCGACAUGUACCUGAUCCCAUCAGCCAUGUUUAGAGAUCCUUUCAGGAAGGACCCCAACAAACUGGUCCUUUGUGAAGUUAUGAAGUACAACCGCAAGCCUGCCGAAACAAACCUGCGGCUCUCUUGUAACAAGGUCAUGGAGAUGGUACGCAACCAGGUCCCGUGGUUCGGCAUGGAACAAGAGUAUACUAUCUUGGGGACGGAUGGGCAUCCCUUUGGCUGGCCAUCCAAUGGUUUUCCUGGUCCCCAAGGCCCGUACUACUGUGGUGUCGGAGCUGACAAGGCAUACGGUCGGGACAUUGUGGAGGCCCACUACAGGGCCUGCCUCUAUGCUGGCGUAGAGAUCUGUGGCACCAAUGCGGAAGUGAUGCCUGCUCAGUGGGAGUUCCAGGUGGGGCCUUGCGAGGGCAUUAACAUGGGUGACCACUUAUGGGCCGCUCGCUUCAUCCUGCACAGGGUGUGUGAAGACUUCGGGGUGGUGGCCUCGUUCGACCCCAAGCCCAUCCCUGGAAACUGGAAUGGUGCUGGCUGUCACACCAACUUCAGCACCAAGGAGAUGCGUGAAGAUGGUGGAUUAAGAUUUAUCGAGGAGUCUAUCGAGAAGCUCGGCAGAAGGCACAACUACCACAUCCGCGCCUACGACCCCAAGGGGGGCCUGGACAACGCCAGGCGCCUGACCGGCUACCACGAGACCUCCAACAUCCACGAGUUCUCCGCCGGCGUGGCCAACCGCGGCGCCAGCAUCCGCAUCCCGCGCACAGUCGGCCAGGAGAAGAAGGGCUACUUUGAAGACCGCCGCCCUUCGGCCAACUGCGACCCCUACGCCGUCACCGAGGCACUGAUCCGCACAUGUUUACUCAGUGAAGAGGGAGAUGAGCCGACCGAGUACAAGUGAACUGUUGGGUCCGACCUGCUAAUCCACCCUCACCCUCCUGUUUCUCUUGGCAGCUCCGAGCAGCUGUAGUGGUCUGGAGGUGUUUUUAGUACUGUACUGUCUGUGGUCUUAUUGAGAAAAAAACCUUGUAUUCAUGUUGACUGGUCAAUCCAAUACAAGGUAUAACCUAGAUGGAUUUUUGUUUUUGUCAGAAGAGGUGUGCGAAUUUCAUUCAAAUGUGCACAUUGGGUCAUAUUCACCCAUAUUUUUUUAGCCUGUUCACUGCCAUUACUGUCCUGUUUUAAAAUUGUUGCUAUGGACCUAACUUCUCUACACUUGGUUGGAUUCCCCUUGUGUAGAUCAUGAAAUGUAAAAGUGUCUGACAUUUCUAAACUUCUGUGAAUUAGCAUGUAAUGUCUUUCUAACAUAGUUUUAACUAAACCAGAUCUGUUGAUCUGUUCCUUUUUAAAACGCGUGCUGAUAUCUUGUGGUUCAUCUUGGAUCAAAAAGUCUUGAUUCUUGACGUGCGGUACUAUUCUAUGUGGGGUCCAACAUGCAUUGAGUGUUGUUUUUGUACGCAUGGACAGGUCCCUGUGUCUGCCUUUCCUCUUGUUCUCUUAGAUGAAGGGUUUUUAUUUGUAUUGUUAAAGGCCAGUUGUGGCUACAGUUUUAACUUCUCCAAAUGGAUGAACUUGUUUCUUAUCGUGAUAUUAAAAAUGAACACACACUAAUUUUACCUUAA
Messenger RNA from Sardina pilchardus (European sardine), 2012 nucleotides. Its product is annotated as glutamine synthetase. The transcript has 7 exons. NCBI's taxonomy places the organism in Eukaryota, Metazoa, Chordata, Actinopteri, Clupeiformes, Clupeidae. Gene Ontology annotation, molecular function: glutamine synthetase activity. The record is from RefSeq and is a predicted model, not a curated record. Bases 173 to 1291 code for a protein of 372 amino acids. Gene Ontology annotation, cellular component: cytoplasm.